Notechis scutatus (mainland tiger snake) is the source of this 3095-nucleotide messenger RNA. NCBI's taxonomy places the organism in Eukaryota, Metazoa, Chordata, Lepidosauria, Squamata, Elapidae. The record is from RefSeq and is a predicted model, not a curated record.
UGUGGCUAAAGGCAGGGAAAGGUGAAGCAACGCGGGGCGGUUUCAGAACCGGGAAGUGUCAUUCUCAGGAGCGGAAAAGACUUUUCAAGAGGAAGGGAAAACGGGCCCCGCCAGCCCGAGGAAGGAUGCUUAACGGCGGUGACGGUGCCGCCGAGGGAGCCUCCUUCCCGUCCGCAGCGACCGCCUGGGUUUCCUCUCCAGGCAGGGCCUCCCAAUCCCUGGCUCCGCCUGCACCACAUGACCGCUCCCGUUGCCUGCAAACUUUCUUCUCCUUGUCCCGGGGCGGCCGCGACCGAGGCUGGAAAAUGGCGGCUUAGCAGUGUCGCCGCCGCGUCAGUCUCCGCCUCUCUCCUCCCCGGCUUUCCCCGACGGCUGGCGGGCUCGGGCUCCUCUCAGUUAUGACGCGUUGGAUACCCACCAAGCGCGAGGAGAAAUACGGCGUGGCAUUCUAUAAUUAUGAUGCCCGGGGUCCAGAUGAGCUGUCACUACAAAUAGGAGACACCAUGCACAUACUGGAAACACAUGAAGGUUGGUACAGAGGUUAUACUUUGAGGAAAAAAUCAAAAAAAGGCAUUUUUCCUGCUUCCUAUAUACAACUUAAAGAAGCAAUAGUUGAAGGAAAAGGACAACAUGAAACUGUUAUACCAAGUGAACUACCACUUAUUCAGGAGGUUACCAGUACACUACGGGAAUGGUCCACAAUAUGGCGACAACUUUAUAUUCAAGACCACAGAGAAAUGUUCCGUAAUGUAAGACAUAUGAUAUAUGAUCUUAUUGAAUGGCGAUCACAAAUAUUGUCUGGAACACUUCCCCAAGAUGAGCUCAAAGAGCUAAAGAAGAAAGUCACAGCAAAGAUUGAUUAUGGAAACAGAAUUCUCGAUUUGGAUCUAGUGGUAAGGGAUGACGAUGGUAACAUAUUAGAUCCAGAUCAAACCAGCACAAUUAGCCUAUUCAGAGCUCAUGAAACAACUUCCAAACAAGUAGAAGAAAGACUGCUGGAAGAAAAAUCUCAGAAGCAGAAUCUUGACAUUAGUAGAGAAGCAAAAUUUGCUGCAACACCUUCAUUUGCAUUAUUUGUAAAUCUGAAAAAUGUUGUUUGCAAAAUUGGAGAAGAUGCUGAAGUCCUUAUGUCGUUGUAUGAUCCUUUGGAAUCCAAGUUUAUAAGUGAGAAUUAUCUGGUGAGAUGGUCAAGUUCUGGUCUACCAAAAGACAUAGAUAAAUUACAUAAUCUUCGAGCGGUCUUUACGGACCUUGGCAGCAGUAAAGAUCGGAAGAGAGAGAAGAUUAGUUUUGUGUGUCAGAUUGUACGAGUUGGCAGAAUGGAACAAAGAGAAAACAACACAAGGAAACUAACUUCUGGGCUACGGCGCCCUUUUGGUGUAGCAGUGAUGGAUAUAACUGACAUAAUUAAUGGGAAAGUAGAUGAUGAAGACAAGCAGCACUUCAUUCCAUUUCAACCGGUGGCAGGGGAGAAUGAUUUUCUUCAGACUGUAAUAAACAAAGUGAUUGCUGCUAAAGAAGUUAACCAUAAGGGUCAAGGUAGGAAUGUGAUUUUUCCUGGGGCCGGAGAUGAAGCUCUUUCAGAAUAUAAAUCUGUUAUAUAUUACCAAGUAAAGCAACCCCGCUGGUUUGAAACGAUAAAGGUUGCAAUCCCCAUUGAAGACGUAAACCGCAGUCACCUAAGGUUUACAUUCCGGCACAGAUCAUCACAGGAUUCCAAAGACAAAUCUGAGAAAAUAUUUGCUCUGGCAUUUGUUAAAUUAAUGCGAUAUGAUGGAACAACACUACGAGAUGGAGAACAUGAUCUUAUAGUAUACAAGGCAGAAGCAAAGAAGCUGGAAGAUUUUUCAACCUAUUUAAGCUUGCCCUCUACUAAACUGGAAUUGGAAGAAAAAGGUCACUCCACGGCUGGCAAGGGCAUGCAAAAUCUUGGAAGCUGUACCAUUAGUAAAGAUUCAUUCCAGAUAUCUACUCUUGUCUGCUCAACAAAACUAACUCAAAAUGUGGACUUACUGGGGCUUUUGAAGUGGCGAUCCAACACAAAUAUACUGCAACAGAAUUUAAGGCAACUUAUGAAAGUUGAUGGAGGUGAAGUUGUUAAAUUCCUUCAAGAUACACUGGAUGCAUUGUUUAACAUUAUGAUGGAGAAUUCAGAAAGUGAAACAUUUGACACAUUGGUGUUCGAUGCUUUGGUUUUUAUCAUUGGACUAAUUGCUGAUCGGAAGUUCCAACAUUUCAAUCCUGUUUUAGAAACCUACAUUAAGAAACAUUUCAGUGCUACUUUGGCUUAUACAAAACUGACAAAAGUUUUAAGGACUUACGUGGACAAUGCUGGCGUCACUGAUCAACUAUUCAAGGCUAUGAGAUCUUUAGAAUAUAUCUUCAAAUUCAUUGUGCGAUCAAGAAUUUUGUUCAACCAAUUGUAUGAGAAUAAAGGGGAAGCUGACUUUAGGGAAUCCUUGCUUCAACUCUUUAAGUCUAUUAAUGAAAUGAUGAACAGUGCCUCUGACCAGACUGUUACAGUAAAGGGAGCUGCUCUUAAAUACUUGCCAACAAUUGUGAAUGAUGUAAAACUUGUUUUUGAUCCCAAAGAACUUAGCAAACUAUUUACAGAUUUUAUACUGAAUGUUCCAGUGGGUCGUCUCACAAUUCAGAAAUUGUACUGUUUGAUUGAAAUAGUUCACAGUGAUCUUUUCACACAACAUGACUGUAGGGAAAUUCUGAUGCCAAUGAUGACGGAUCAACUGAAGUAUCAUUUGGAAAGGCAAGAAGACCUGGAUGCCUGUUGCCGAUUGCUCAGUAAUAUUCUUGAAGUUCUUUAUAGGAAAGAUGUGGGACCAACACAACGACAUGUGCAAAUAAUUAUGGAAAAGCUAUUGAGGACAGUAAACAGAACAGUCAUAUCAAUGGGACGUGAUUCAGAACUCAUACAAAUGGAUCAGUACAUCACUUCUGAUGAUGGCAUCUGCCAAGAAAAUGCUAUAGAAAUGGAAGAAGAAAGAAUUGCUAUAAACCAGAAAAUAAGAGUUUACAGACGGACCUUGUUUUAUGCUUGUAUUGAAAACUAUGAAAAUGCCGUGUCAACUAUUACGUGA